CAGGACAGAGAGGGAGCAAUGAAUAGCAGGAAGUGGUUUCCAGCACUGAAGCUGGUGGCUUUACUGUGCUGCCUCAGUCUGCAGCCUGUUGAAACGGGAAAGGUGCUGGUCGUGCCGGGGCAUGGAAGCCACUGGCGCAGCAUGAAGUUACUGGUGAAAGAGCUCACCCACAGGGGUCAUGACAUGUUGGUGCUGGUGCCCGGAACCAAUCUAAUACAUGAUUUAGAGCAAUUCAAGACUGAGAUCUAUCCAGUGGAAUAUACCCAAGGUGAAGUGGAUGGAGUCGUGGAAGAGCUGAUUGAUAGAAUCUUCCUCGAGUUACCAAAGUUCACGUCCAUGUUAAUGACGGCGCAGCUGUUUGUUAACAUUACUCAUUACGCCAUUAGAGGUUGUGAAAGUUUGCUUAACAACCAGCAGCUAAUGAGUCGAUUAAGAGAGACCAGCUUCGAUCUGAUACUUACAGACCCCCUCGACCCCUGUGGCUCCAUACUGGCUCGUGUCUUUUCCAUUCCAACUGUGUACUUCCUGCGUGGACUUCCAUGUCUGUUAGAAUACAGUGUAAACCAGUGUCCCAGUCCUCCCUCUUUUGUUCCUUCGUUGCUCUCUGGAAAUAUAGAUGUCAUGAACUUCCCAGAGAGAGUCAAAAAUGUGCUUCUGUCUGUUGUGGAUCAUUUUGGAUGCAGAUUAUUUCUUGGCCACUAUGAUGAAAUGGUGAGCAGGUAUUUUGGAGAGGACAUGACCUACAAGGAUCUUAUUAGCCAUGGUGAUAUCUGGUUAUUGAGAAAUGACUUUGUUUUUGAAUGGCCCAGACCUGUCAUGCCAAACAUGGUCUUCAUUGGAGGUAUCAACUGUGCUAAGAGUGCUCCUCUGCCACCAGACUUGUCAGAGUUUGUGGACGGCUCAAGUGAUGAUGGAUUUAUAGUCUUCACCCUGGGAUCAAUGGUGCCCAAACUGCCCGUGGAGAAGGCUCAACAGUUCCUUGAUGUCUUUGGACAAAUUCCUCAAAGGGUUGUGUGGAGAUAUACUGGAGUACCACUUUUGAAUGUGCCCGAGAACAUCAAGCUCAUGAAGUGGCUACCGCAGAACGAUCUCUUAGCCCAUUCCAAGGCUAAACUCUUCAUCACUCACGGAGGCUCCCAUGGAAUCUACGAGUCCAUCUGCAAUGCUGUACCCAUGCUGAUACUUCCACUGUUCUGGGACCAGGAAGACAACAUGCUUCGCAUGGUGACACGUGGUGUUGCAGAGACGCUCAAUAUACAUGAUGUGACCACAGACAAACUAUUGGCAGCAGUAAAUAAAAUCAUCCGUGAUAAAAGCUACAAAGAGAGGAUAGUGGAGCUGUCUCACAUACACCUGGAUCGUCCCCUUCAGCCGAUGGAACAGGCUGUCUUCUGGACCGAGUUUGUCAUCAGGCACAAAGGGGCUGCACAUCUGAGAGUCGCUGCCCACCAGCUGACCUGGGUUCAGUACCACAGCCUGGACAUCAUCGGCUGUUUGAUCGUCGCUCUCAUGACCGCUCUGUGGGUGACCCUGAAAUGCUGCUUGUUCUGCGUGUGCUACAAAAGAGGACGUGCAAAGACGAAAUCAGAGUAGUGACAUACUUCCGGUGUUAUAAAGUCUGUGAUGAAGUAAGUGAUGUAGGUUGAUGCAGUGGGCAGUUUGUCCUUUUCCUCAUCCAGAGGCAAUCAUUCUAUGAUUAAAAUCACUAUCAGUAUAA
Messenger RNA from Solea senegalensis (Senegalese sole), 1717 nucleotides. RefSeq names its product UDP-glucuronosyltransferase-like. The transcript is spliced from 5 exons. The record is from RefSeq and is a predicted model, not a curated record. Lineage: Eukaryota; Metazoa; Chordata; Actinopteri; Pleuronectiformes; Soleidae. Bases 19 to 1593 code for a protein of 524 amino acids. Gene Ontology annotation, molecular function: UDP-glycosyltransferase activity.